Drechmeria coniospora is the source of this 1824-nucleotide messenger RNA. RefSeq names its product GPI transamidase component GPI16. Gene Ontology annotation, cellular component: GPI-anchor transamidase complex. The transcript has a single exon. NCBI's taxonomy places the organism in Eukaryota, Fungi, Ascomycota, Sordariomycetes, Hypocreales, Ophiocordycipitaceae. Gene Ontology annotation, biological process: attachment of GPI anchor to protein. Bases 1 to 1824 code for a protein of 607 amino acids. The record is from RefSeq and is a predicted model, not a curated record.
AUGCGGCAACUACUGACCCUUUUCAUCCUCGCCCUCAUCCCCGGCUUUCUAAGGGCGGCCGAGUACCACGAGCAGCUCAACCUCCGUCCGCUCCCUCUCAACGCUCUCCUCGCGAGCUUCAACUUCCGCUCCAACACGUCCCUCGCCGACUUCAAGGCUCACAACUUCCGUCUCUUCCCGCGCUCCCUCGGCCAGAUCCUGCAGUACGCCGGCACCCGCGAGCUGCACCUCCGCUUCACCCUCGGCCGCUGGGACGCCGAGAGAUGGGGGGCCCGCCCCUGGGAUGGCGCGAGGGAAGGCGGCACCGGCGUCGAGCUCUGGGCCUGGCUCGACGCCAAGACGGACGAGGAGGCGGAUGAGAACUGGUUGACGCUGACGAAUGCGCUCUCGGGCCUGUUCUGCGCCUCGCUCAACUUCAUCGACGGCACCAGGACCAUCCGGCCCGUCGUCUCCUUCCAGCCGGAGGGUCACCAUUCCGACGACGCGCUCGCCAGCACGAGGUUGCUCCACGGCGUGCUGCCGCACGAGGUCGUCUGCACCGAGAACCUGACGCCCUUCCUCAAGCUGCUGCCGUGCAAGGGCAAGGCGGGCAUCGCAAGCCUGCUCGACGGUCACCGGCUGUUCGACGCCUCCUUCCAGAGCAUGGCCAUCGACGUGCGCCCCGUCUGCGCGCCGGACGGCGAGUGCGUCCUGCAGAUGGAGCAGACCAUCGACAUGGUCCUCGACGUCAAUCGGUCGAGGCGACCCAGAGGUAAGCGACGCGGCUCCCCGACGUCGACGGCGGCGGUGGUGAAGCGAGCGAGCGACGUGCUGACGGCCAGGACAGACAACCCGAUCCCGCGGCCGCCUCCGGUCGAGGAGCUGGUGUGCGACACGUCGAAGCUGUACCACGACGAGUCGACCUGCUAUCCCGUCGACCACCUCGUCGGGCAGCACUGGGACUUUAUCGACCUCUUCGGCCGCUACAUGCGAGGCACCUGUCCCCUCGCCGACGCCGAGGUGCCGCCCGUGUGCCUGCACGUGCCCGACGCGCUCGACGUCUACUCCAGCAUGGACGUGCAGGAAAUCAGACGCUCGGACGGCAUGUCGCGCUGCUUCGUCAUGACGGCCGACAACGAGUUCUCCCUCAUCCUGGCCAAGCCGGCCAUGGAGGCGGCCAAGAUGCGGGAGGUGGUGCCGCCCGAGAGGCCGUUGCUUUUUGCCGAGCGCAGCUUCACGGGCCACGGGCAGGAGCACGGCGGCGUGCAGACGAUCCUCACGAACCCGGGCGACGGCGAGGUCGAGUUCGUCUACAUGGAGUCGCUCCCCUGGUUCAUGCGCAUCUACCUCCACACGCUGUCGACGCGCAUCUCGUCGACGGGCGUGGGCCAGGCGGCCGACAACUCGUCGGCCAUCAUCAAGGAGAUUUACUACCGGCCCGCGCUCGACCGCACGCGUGGGACCCAGCUCGAGCUGGUGAUGCGCAUCCCACCCUCGUGCACCGUCUUCCUCACGUACGACUUUGAGAAGGCGAUCCUGCGCUACACGGAGUACCCGCCUGACGCGAACCGCGGCUUCGACGUGGCGGCGGCCGUCAUCACCACCCGGGCGCCCCGCCGCGGCCUCUCCCUCCGCACCACGAGUCUGCUGCUGUACCUGCCGACGCCGGACUUUAGCAUGCCCUACAACGUCAUCAUCUUCACGUCGACGACGAUUGCCUUGACCUUUGGCGGCCUGUACAACAUCCUGGUCCGGAGGCUCGUGGGCGCCGACGAAGCGCCGGCGCCAUUGCUCAAGGCCAAGUUGACCAAGCUGCUCGCGAUGCUGAAGCGAGCCAAGAAUUAG